AUGGCAGACCAGUCCAUCAUCCGCAUUACCAAGGAGCUCAGCGAGAUUCAGAAGACUACUGAUCUCUCUCUCGCUGUCGCUUGCCGCGAUGUGGAUGUUCGCAACGUGAAAGCGCUCAUUAUCGGACCGCAUGACACCCCAUACGAGUUCGGAUUCUUCGAGUUUGCCGUCAAAUUCAACAAGGAAUAUCCCCGAAAGCACCCCCAAGUAACUGCCACCACCACCAACGGCGGCCGCUGCCGCUUCAACCCCAACAUCUAUGCCACUGGCAGAGUCUGUCUCUCUAUUCUAGGAACAUGGCGCGGUGAGCGAGGAGAGGAAUGGUCCGCUGCGCAAGGACUGGAGUCGAUCCUGCUGUCGAUCCAGAGCUUGAUGUCUUCCAAUCCUUAUGAGAACGAACCGGGCUUCGAGGAGGCGAACGAGCCCUCAGACAAGAGAAACCAAAAGGACUAUGCUGACAAGAUCCGGCAUGAAACUCUACGAAUUUCGGUUGUCCAGCGACUGGAGGAGUACCUUCACAUGGGUGUCGAUGGCGCGGCUUCGCCAAAGCCAGCAACACUCGCGGACUUGGACGAUAUGGACAUGGAAGGCAUGGAUGACUCCAACAUCCCUUUCGAACCCUUCAAGGACCUCUGCAAGCGACGCUUUCUCUGGUACUACGAUUCGUAUCUGGCAGCUGUCGAGAAAGCGAAGAAGGAUGUUAAGGACAACCAGGCUUUCGUUCGAAUGCCGUUUGAGGGAUCUACUAACUCCAUGGACGGAAAGUUCAACUACACGGAGCUGGAGAAGCGUAUCCGGAACAUCAAGAAGGCGCUUGACGCUGAGACCGCCAGCUGGGCGGUGGAGGGCCUGGAGCUGAAGCGCAAGGAUGCAACACUUGCUGUCAACCUACAGCGGCAAUUCGAGCAGGUUGUCGAGACCUUCAAGAGGAAUGGCGCCCCGCACAACGUUGAACUUGAGGACAACAACCCUUUCAUCUGGACGGUGACCUACAUUGGAAAACCCAUGACGAACCUCGAUGGUGGUCUAUUCCGCUUCAAGAUCUUCCUCAGCCCACACUUCCCCGAGGAGCAACCACGAGUCAAGUUUGAGACGCGCGUAUUCCAUCACCGCAUUGCCGCAGACGGCACUCCGUGCUACUCGGCUAGCCCGUCGCGUCGUGAGGAUGUUAAGACUCACAUCGACUCGGUCAUCGAUGCUCUAGAGGAGGAGCAUCCCCCUUACGAUCCACGUACCCUCGUGAACCCGGAGGCUCAUAAGCUGUACUGGGGCUCUCCCGAGGAUCGGAAGCUGUACAACAGGCGCCUCCGCCGAACUGUGCAGCAGUCCAUGGAGGAUCUCUAG
Thyridium curvatum is the source of this 1344-nucleotide messenger RNA. RefSeq lists its product as uncharacterized. The transcript is spliced from 9 exons. The coding region runs from base 1 to 1344 and encodes 447 amino acids. Lineage: Eukaryota; Fungi; Ascomycota; Sordariomycetes; Thyridiales; Thyridiaceae. The record is from RefSeq and is a predicted model, not a curated record.